Molecule: messenger RNA, 3541 nt
Organism: Mus pahari (shrew mouse)
Lineage: Eukaryota; Metazoa; Chordata; Mammalia; Rodentia; Muridae
Gene: Akap8
Product: A-kinase anchoring protein 8
Exons: 14
Coding region: 118-2184 (688 amino acids)
Cellular component (GO): nuclear matrix; nucleus
Molecular function (GO): protein kinase A regulatory subunit binding; DNA binding
Source: RefSeq, a predicted model, not a curated record
AUAGCGCCCAGGAAGACAGACGCACGCUCUUCGUCUUCCAGUAGCAGACAGCACGUUGAACGCAUGCGUUCUGAGCGAAUCUAAGACAAGGAUCUGCUGGCGGGUCGCGUCGAAGACAUGGAGCAAGGCUACGGAGGCUACGGGGCAUGGAGUGCUGGACCUGCCAACACCCAGGGUACAUAUGGAAGUGGUAUGACCAGCUGGCAAGGCUAUGAAAACUACAACUACUACAACGCCCAGAGCGCCAGUGUCCCCGCAGGAGCACCCUAUAGUUACGGCCCAGCCUCGUGGGAGGCCUCCAAGGCCAACGAUGGUGGCCUGGCAGCUGGGAGCCCUGCCGUGCAUGUGGCCUCUUUUGCCCCAGAGCCUUGUACCGACAACUCAGACUCGCUCAUUGCCAAGAUCAAUCAACGUUUGGACAUGUUGUCCAAGGAAGGAGGCAGGGGUGGGAUCAGCAGCGGUGGGGAGGGCGUGCAGGACCGAGACAGUUCCUUCCGCUUCCAGCCAUACGAGUCCUACGACGCCACCAGGCCCUGUGUACCUGAGCAUAAUCCCUACCGCCCCGGCUACAGUUAUGAUUAUGACUUUGACUUGGGGACUGACCGCAAUGGUAGCUUUGGUGGGACAUUCAACGACUGUCGGGACCCAGCCCCAGAGCGGGGCUCCCUUGAUGGUUUCUUGAGGGGCCGGGGCCAGGGCCGCUUCCAAGAUCGGAGCAACUCCAGCGCCUUCAUACGUAGUGAUCCUUUGGUGCCGCCCUCAGCCUCGGAUCCCUUACCCACUACGUGGAAUGAGCUGAACUACAUGGGUGGCCGUGGUCUCGCUGGGCCCUCCACCAGCAGGCCACCUCCUCCCCUCUUCUCCCAGUCCAUGGCCCCUGACUACAGCAUGAUGGGCAUGCAGGGGGUGGGCGGUUUUGGUGGCACCAUGCCUUACGGAUGUGGCCGGUCCCAGACGCGGAUCCGGGAUUGGCCCAGAAGGAGGGGGUUUGAACGCUUUGGACCAGACAACAUGGGCAGGAAGCGGAAGCAGUUUCCUUUGUAUGAAGAACCUGAUGCCAAACUGGCCCGUGCUGACAGUGAAGGGGAUCUGUCUGAAAACGAUGAUGGAGCUGGUGACUUGCGGUCAGGAGAUGAAGAAUUCAGGGGGGAGGAUGACUUCUGUGACUCCAGGAAGCAGAGAGGGGAAAAGGAGGACGAGGAUGAUGAUGUGAAGAAGAGACGGGAGAAACAAAGGAGGAGAGACAGGAUGCGGGACCGAGCAGCCGACAGGAUUCAGUUUGCCUGUUCUGUAUGCAAGUUUCGUAGCUUUGAAGAUGAAGAAAUUCAAAAGCAUCUGCAAAGUAAAUUUCACAAAGAGACUUUGCGAUUUAUAAGCACCAAACUGCCCGACAAGACAGUAGAAUUUCUCCAGGAGUACAUCAUAAACAGGAAUAAGAAAAUUGAGAAACGGCGUCAGGAGUUGUUGGAGAAGGAGAGCCCUAAACCCAAACCAGAUCCGUUCAAAGGCAUUGGCCAGGAGCAUUUCUUCAAAAAGAUUGAAGCCGCACAUUGCCUGGCCUGUGACAUGCUGAUUCCUGCACAGCACCAGCUCCUCCAGCGGCAUCUGCAUUCUGUGGACCAUAACCAUAAUCGAAGGUUGGCUGCUGAGCAGUUCAAGAAAACAAGUCUCCAUGUGGCUAAGAGUGUUUUGAACAACAAACAUAUAGUGAAGAUGCUGGAAAAAUACCUCAAGGGUGAGGAUCCUUUUGUCAAUGAAACUGCUGACCUUGAGACAGAAGGAGAUGAGAAUGUAGGAGAGGAGAAGGAGGAGACCCCAGAGGGGGUAGCUGCAGAAGUCUUAGCAGAGGUCAUCACCGCAGCAGUGAGGGCUGUGGAGGGCGAAGGAGAACCCGCUGCAGAGCACAGUGAGGUCCUGACUGAAGUGGGAGGGCCUGUGGACACAGCAGAGGCCAGCAGUGACCCCCACACUGAAAAGCUCCUGGAAGAGCAGACCUGUGAAAUGGCGUCUGAAACCAGGAACAUCGAAGACAGGGCCAGGGGUGAGGCUGCUGAAGCCAGAAACGAAGCCGCUGUGCCGGCAGCAGAUGCAGGAAGCACGUUACCUGUCAUCGCUAUCCCGGGAAUCAUGGAAGAUGAGCUGGAACAAACUGGUGCAGAGGCCAAAGAUAUUCCCACAGAAUGAUCUUUUCUUCCCUGUUUCAAGGGAUGUGUUGUAUCAUGUGUUCUUUUUGUUUUAUAAGAUGUACUAGGGUAUGUAUUAUUUGGUGGAAAGACUGGGCAAUUUCCUUCCCAAUGUACCUCAAGGAUUGAUGCUAAACAGUAGAUGGCUUCCUACCUCUGUUAGAAUACAAAAAGAGGUAAACCAUUUUCCCAAGUGGCCUUUGAUGGCUAUCUGUGCACUGCAGUUAGAAUAAUAAAAGUAGAUCUUCCUGAUAAUUGUUAAGUCCUAAAACGGUCAGAAUGUGAGGAUUUUUUGUGUGUUUUUGUUUGGUUGGUCUUUGUUUCGUUUUAUUUUGCUUUUUCUCCUGGGAAGCAAUUUGUUACAAAUAUAAUUUGAGGAAAAAAAUUAAUUAUUUAGGGGAAUUCCCUUACUCACCUAUGCAUGGUUGAUGUGGGACACAAGAUUCAACCAUCUGUGUGCGAGAGUUCAGAUUGUGCCCCCUACCUACAGUCUUGCCUGUUUCAGUAAACAUCAGACCAUUUUUUAAGGCCUUUAUUUCAGCUUUGGCAUUGAGAUGAGAUACCAUCUUGCUUGGACCAAGCUUGCCUUUGAACUCAAUCCUCCUGUCUCAGUCUCUGGAGUACAGGGGCCAUGUGUGUACAGCCACGCUCAGCUGGGCUUUGGUUUUAUAAUACACGAUAUUCUGUGUUCCUCACCCGAUGUGGCAGCAUCCUGUUAACUGAAGGCAUGACAAGGCGGUGACCUUGGCCACUGUGUGAGAUAGUCACAAGCUGUUCCAUAGGAAGCAUGCCUACCUGGGCCUCUGGAGUGAAGACACUGCCAAGGGCUUUGGUUCUCUCUGUUGAGCGCUUGCUAGUCGGUUUGAUGUUUGUGUUCCACCUCUAUUGUGCAGGAUUAUGUUUUUUUGUUUUGUUUUUCUAUUAAUUUUGUUAUUUCCACCUAAAAGUACUUAGUAAAACAACAUGAAAUUACUCCAUUAAUGAAAAACAAAUGUAAACUUCCAUAGAUGGGAUCUAUCUGUAAAAAGCUCCUACAGUUACGUAAAGAUGUUUCAUUUGAAGCAAACAGUCUUCCUUCGGCAGUUCUGUGAGAAAGGGAGGCUCGGCGUGUCUGUAAGUAGCAUGUGCUAGGUUUUAUAGGCUCAGGAUGAUGGGGGUGGUUUCCUCCCUUUUGAAGGGACAAUGCUGUGUCUGUUAACUGUACACAGCUCACAUCUUGGAAACAUCAACUAGUGAAGAAUUAUAAAAGAGGCAAUAAAAUAUUGCAGCAAUUAAAUCAGCACACAGGCAAGGAGCAUUACUGGGGGAUAGGAGAUGAACUUUGGGAAUAUCAUUGUCCAAACAAGCAAUAAAUUGAU